CCGCCGCACCCAUCCUCCCCACCACACCCAGCACCAGCCACCAGGAAACACCUGCCCGCAGCCCCCCUCUCCUCCGCCGCCUCAACCCGCCGACCCAUCCCGGUCUCCUCCGAUGGCGUCGAGGGCGCUCCUCCUCUGCUCCCUCGUCGCCCUCGCCCUCGCGGCCGGCUCCGACGCCAGGGACCACGUCGUGGGCGGCGGCAAGGACGGCGCGUGGAGGGUGCCGCCCCCGGCGCAGCCCGACGCGCUCAACGACUGGGCGGGGAAGGCCCGCUUCCACGUCGGCGACAACCUCGUGUUCAAGUUCGACGCGGCGACGGACUCGGUGCUGGAGGUGACGCGGGCGGACUACGACCGGUGCAACACGGCGAGCCCCAUCGCCACCUACAAGGCCAGCGGUGCCGUCGUGCCGCUGCCGCCCAAGGGCGAGCGCUUCCGCCACUUCAUCAGCGGCGCCCCCGGGAACUGCCAGAAGGGCGAGCGCGUCAUCGUCCUCGUCAUGUCGGAGAAGCACGGCAGCCGGGUCCCGCCUGCCGCGCCGGCCCCCGCCCACUCCCCCUCGUCGUCCGCGGGGCUGGUGGAGGCGCCCGCCCACGCGCCCGCGCCCGCGCCGGCCACUGGCGCCGCCUGGAGGACGGCGUCCGGCAGCGGCUCCGUGCUCCUCGGCGCUCUCCUCGGAGGGCUGCUCGUCGUUGGGUUCUGAGCUCCUGUUGCUGUUUAGGAUCUUAGGGAAGAUUAUUUGAUUAGGCUCUAGUUAUUAUGGGCUUUCAGCUUAGAGGACAGAUGUGCUUCUUCUGUCUGUAGAAGAAGAAGAAGAAGAAGAUGGCUUCUGGCGUAUAAUCGUCAAACAUAAAUGGCAAUAUAUUUGAUCUGAUAUGGCAAUUUUUGAGAUGUCAAGAUUUCUUAA
Triticum aestivum (bread wheat) is the source of this 907-nucleotide messenger RNA. RefSeq names its product early nodulin-like protein 1. Bases 113 to 703 code for a protein of 196 amino acids. Gene Ontology annotation, cellular component: plasma membrane. NCBI's taxonomy places the organism in Eukaryota, Viridiplantae, Streptophyta, Magnoliopsida, Poales, Poaceae. The record is from RefSeq and is a predicted model, not a curated record. The transcript is spliced from 2 exons. Gene Ontology annotation, molecular function: electron transfer activity.